Molecule: messenger RNA, 597 nt
Organism: Penicillium coprophilum
Lineage: Eukaryota; Fungi; Ascomycota; Eurotiomycetes; Eurotiales; Aspergillaceae
Product: GNAT family N-acetyltransferase
Exons: 1
Coding region: 1-597 (198 amino acids)
Molecular function (GO): acyltransferase activity, transferring groups other than amino-acyl groups
Source: RefSeq, a predicted model, not a curated record
AUGUCAUCCACAUCAGAGAUACGAAACAAACCCAAAAACUGGACAAAGGGAGAAUAUCUAGUCUCCACCGACACAUCCCUAAUUCCGAUCGACACCUUAAACACCUGGUAUGCGGGCGAAGAAUUCUACUGGGCAAAGCCAAUGCCAGAGCCCGCAUUGCGCGAAACAUUACAGAACUCCCUCUGUUUCGGACUAUACCACAGUUCAAGCAAUUCAGACAAGACACCAGGGAAUAAAGGAUCGCCAGAUUCGACUCUCGAAUUCGUCGGCUUUGCACGCUGUGUCACAGACUACACAACGUUUCUCUUCUUGACAGACGUCUUUGUCCUGUCCUCGCUCCAGGGCCUCGGUCUGGGAACGUGGCUUGUGACCUGUGUGCAAGAGGUCAUUGAGUCGAUGCGUUAUUUGCGGAGAUCGUUGCUGCUUACUGGGGAUUGGAAGCGGUCGGUGCCGUUUUAUGAGAAGGUCAUGGAUAUGGAGCUCAUGAUAUGUAAUCCACCCGUUGAGGGGAAGGAUGCAGUGGGCUUUGCUGUGAUGCAGCGGAAGUCUUGGGGGGGGCUCCUGGGUUUGUGGGAAAACCCUAGAUUUAUAUUUUGA